CGGCACGCGGAAACUGUAAUGUCAAUGGAAGAGCGCCAGUAGCUCUCUAAAGUGCUCGGGCUUCAUCCGCAAACAUUAACGCCACUAUUUAAAGUUGACAACAGCGGGCUUCUUACGUGCGCAGGACUUUGGAUAUCCACUCAGAUAGCUUAUCUAAGAAGCACAGUCGCCGGGCUGUCAUCCUCAGGAGAAACUUAUGGCACACAACGAGUCGUUGGUCGCUUUGAAUGGGACUCAAAUUUCCUACAUCGGACAUGACUGCAAGAACAUUCCAGACUUCCUUGGAGACAGAUAUGGCAAGUUUGCAAGAAGGCUGGAUCUGAGCUUCAAUCAGCUCAGGUCACUGGCAGGCCUCAAAAUGUUCACUGAGCUGGAAGAGCUGGUCGCUGACAACAAUCUGCUUGGAAAUGACCUCCGGUUGCCCAGGUUACCCAACCUCCACACCCUAACACUCAAUAAGAACCAACUGACUGAUAUCGAGGCCCUGCUGGAACACUUGGCUGAUGUGACCCCGUCACUGGAGUACCUAAGCCUGCUGGGAAAUGAGGCCUGCCCCAACCAGCUGGUCAGCCCGGAUAAGGAUGAGGACGACUACCAGAGAUACAGGUACUUUGUUCUGCACAAGUUGCCCCAGCUGAAGUUUCUGGACACCAGGAAAGUAACCAAAAAAGAAGUGAUGGAGGCACAGGCAAGAGGAGCAUUCAUGAAAGUGGUCAAACCCAAGUCGGAAGCUCCACCUAAUGAGGCUGGAUCUGAGAGUCACCCACUGCCCUACACUCCUUUACCACGAGGAUCUAGAGAUGCCAAGAACCACAAAGGGGUAUUCGCCAAGUGUCGCUACGUCUACUAUGGCAAGCACUCAGAAGGCAACAGAUUCAUCCGAAACGAUCAACUCUGAUGGAAAGCUGGUCGGGAGGAAGAGGAACAUGAGUGACAACGGAUGUCAACAGAAGAAAAGAGGAUCAAAUCAAUCUCUUAUUUAUUAAAACCACUGGUGAUAUUUGAGUCACGUCAUCUCCCUCUGAGUUAUGUAAGGGGAAUGUGUUUUGUUUUUUUUGUUUUUUUUAAAGUUUUUAUUCCAGCCCCAUAGUUACGGCCUCCACUGCUGAGCUGUGUCUGCCUCUGACUCCCUGCUUCCAGCUUAGAGUCAGAGUCAGACAUGACACUACCACUGACAUGAUUGCCUGUAAGCAUCAGCAACCGCACAACUCCAGACACACACAACACACACACAAGGACAGUCUCUCUCUAUCUCUUUCUCUCUUUCUCUCUCUCUCUCUCACGCACAGUCAGUGACAAACAGACCCAACCAAUUGCAUCCUUUUCUUUGACAGCCAUGAUGGAUCACCCAUCCACUACCGCCACUAAUCAAGGGUGAAAGGGGUGACGGUCACACACCUGGGGCCUGACAUGGUCUCAUUUCUCUCAUUCUCUCUCUCUCUUUUACACACACAUUCUCACACACCUAACUGCUGUUAAAAACAUUAAGACAUCAAGACAAAGAAUUUGACAGAAUAAGGUUUAUACAGCCUGGUUAAACAUUCCUAAGAUUUUCAGUCCAGACUUGAAGCAAGAUCAGUCUGCCUUGUUUAGUGUGCAGAAGUGUUUGUUUGAAUGACUUUCAUUGAAUUAAUUUUAUUUUUGUGUCUCUAUGUCUGAUAGCUAAGCAAUGAUUCAGGCAGUUGCUGUUUCUAGUGUGUAUAUGUUAGCAUAUAUAUUUCAUGGAAGAGAUGUCUGAAAUGCAAGUCAAAAACAUUCCAGUCCCAGCUUUAAUGAAAAAUAGAGUAUGUUAGUAAAAGUAUGUUUGUUAUGGGUUUUUUUGCCUUUCCCACUGUGACUCUUUAGCCAGUUAACUAUUCCGUGCUGAAAUAUUUGGUGACUCUUUAUUUGGAUAGUGUGCUUAAAGAUUUAUAGUAUUAUAAACUGUCUGUAUAGUAUUUGAAACAUUUGCUUUGUCUGUAGACGUUUAACAGAUUAUCUAUAGAGUAUAUAUAUGAUAAUUUAUGAACAUACCCUUAACCAAGAUGUGUUUUAUGACUAAAACUAACCAAACCUUUAUUUGUGAAACAGUUGAAUUGUUGAAUCUCAAACUGUUGAAAUGUGACAGAUACUCUCGUAUAGGCUAUCUGUAUGCAGAGUAUCCAAAUAAAGUGGAACCAAAUAUUCCCUUUGUUAUUUGUACUGCAGUGACGCAUAUGCACAAACUGUAAGACAUCAUCUACACAUAAACAUUUCACCUAAUGGAAUAUUGACUCUAUCUAUCUUUUUUUUUAAUGUUUACAUUUUAUAAGACUUUAAAAUCAUCAUGUUUUUUGUUUAUUGUGAUUUUUAAUUCCUAAUUACAACCACUAAUGGUAACGUGCCAACAUUUUUAAACGUCUUAUUAAAAGUUCUUCAUGCAACCUUCCAAUCUGAUAUUUUUUUAUGAAUGAAUAUUGUGAUAUAGCUGAUCUAGUGUAUGAAAUUCUAUUAGCAGGAUGUCUUCAAGUGAU
Morone saxatilis (striped sea-bass) is the source of this 2492-nucleotide messenger RNA. It is a transcript of the gene lrmda, whose product is annotated as leucine rich melanocyte differentiation associated. The coding region runs from base 197 to 898 and encodes 233 amino acids. The record is from RefSeq and is a predicted model, not a curated record. Gene Ontology annotation, molecular function: protein binding. Gene Ontology annotation, biological process: melanocyte differentiation. The transcript has 7 exons. Lineage: Eukaryota; Metazoa; Chordata; Actinopteri; Moronidae.